GACAGCCUUGUGCCAGGCCUGGAAGAAAUGGUACUGUACCUGCUUCUAGUCUGCAGUUGCCUGAUGAGUCUGGCUUGGCUGUGCUGAGCGCCUCCAGUCAGGCAACUCUCCCUAGGAAGAAGGAAUUGUGCCGAUGAGAUGGCACCUCAAGUGGCAAGGUGGCUGCCUUCUCUGGUGGGUGGUGCCACUUGUGGAGGAAUGAGCAACACCCAUCUUGGGAGCAGGUAUUCUGCCAAGAUGCCAGUGCUAGCAAGGUGGGUGUUACUGGGCAUCUGCAUAGUUGUGCCAGGGCACCAGGCUGAGGCAAGCAGCCUUCCACCACCCUGUGACAGUCAGAUCUACUGCACCGGAGAGCUGCUGAGGCAAGUCCAAGAAGCCAUGCUCUUUGAGGACGACAAGCACUUUGUGGACAUGCCCCUGAAGGACAGCCCAGAGGUGGUUCUUGAGCAGUUCCAGAAGCUGGUGAAUGAGACGCCUGGUGGGAAUUUGUCCAAGGAGCAGUUGGCGGGGUUUGUGGAGGGUUGGUUUUCCCCCCCAGGGCAGGAGCUUGAGAAUUGGGAACCUCCAGAUUGGACCACCAGCCCUCCCCUUCUUCAAAGGAUUUCAGAUAAGAAGCUGCAGUCCUGGGCCCAGGUGCUGAAUGCCAAGUGGAGGCAGCUGGGCAGGCAGAUGAAACCAGAAGUCAAGAACAGCCCUGAACGCCAUUCCCUGAUCUAUGUGCCCAAUCCGCUGAUAGUGCCUGGUGGUCGAUUCCUCGAAUAUUACUACUGGGAUUCCUUCUGGGUCAUUGAGGGGCUGCUCCUGUCCGGUAUGACGGCCACAGCCAAGGGCAUGAUUGAGAAUUUCCUCUAUCUUGUGGACAAAUUUGGACACAUCCCAAAUGGAGGAAGGGUCUAUUAUGAGCGCCGGAGUCAGCCCCCAUUCCUCACCCUGAUGAUGGAGAGUUACAUGAAGCACACAAACGACACAGACUUCCUGAGGAGCAAUCUACAAGUCCUGGAGGCUGAGUAUCGCUUUUGGCAAGACCAUCGGGCUGUCAAUGUGUCCUUCGGGGGCAAAGAAUACUCCUUGAAUCGCUAUGAUGUCCAGGUGGGGGGCCCCAGACCAGAGGCCUACAGGAAGGAUGUGGAGCUUGCAGCUGGCCUAGAAGCAGGAGACCAGCAGAAGCUCUGGGCAGAGCUGAAGAGCGCAGCUGAAUCAGGCUGGGACUUCUCUUCUCGCUGGUUCCUGCAGAGGCCGGCCCCCCUUCAGGCCUCAUUGCAAGACACCAAGACCAGUGCAGUCGUCCCAGUGGACUUGAAUGCUAUCCUUUGCAGAGUUGAGCAUCUUCUGGCCUCGUUCUACGGGGCUCUAGGGAACAGUGAGAAGGCCAGCUGGUUCCAGGCUGCUCACCAGCAGAGGGUAGCUGCGCUUCGUGCUGUCCUCUGGAGCAACAGUGCUGGGGCCUGGCUGGACUACAACCUCCUACUCCAGAAGCACAAUGCGGCCUUUUACCCAUCCAACUUAACACCUCUGUGGGCGGAAUGUGGGGUGGAUCCAGCCACUUCUGAGAAGGCCCUUCUCUACCUUGAGGCCAGUCCAGCACUCUCCUACGCCAAUGGGCUGCCCACCUCCCUGGUGCGCGCUGGACAGCAGUGGGACCUGCCAAACGCCUGGGCACCCCUCCAGCACCUGGUGAUUGCAGGUCUGGCCAAGUCCUCGCUGCCUCGGGCACAGAUGCUGGCUUUCACCUUGGCCCAGCGCUGGCUCCGCAUGAACCUGGCUGUCUACGAAAGGUACCAUGGCAUGUUUGAGAAGUACGAUGUGGAAGGCGAUGGAAAUCCCGGCGGGGGAGGCGAGUACCAAGUACAGGAGGGAUUCGGCUGGACCAAUGGCGUGGCUCUGCAGCUCCUCGAUCUCUACAGCGACCGCCUCACCUCAGCAGGCACCUUACUCUCUCGUGCCUGGCCCUGGAUUGGGGCCUGCCUUGCCCUGUCCUUGGCAUAAGAUGGAAGGGCAAGGGCCUGCUUCCUGCCAGGGGUGGGCAUGGCUUGGGCUAUACACACCUGGGCCCAGAGAAUAAAGCCAGCUUCCUUGU
Molecule: messenger RNA, 2077 nt
Organism: Rhineura floridana
Lineage: Eukaryota; Metazoa; Chordata; Lepidosauria; Squamata; Rhineuridae
Gene: TREH
Product: trehalase
Exons: 16
Coding region: 139-1986 (615 amino acids)
Biological process (GO): trehalose catabolic process
Molecular function (GO): alpha,alpha-trehalase activity
Source: RefSeq, a predicted model, not a curated record